UUUCGCAUCGUUUUUUCUUUAGUCGGUGUUUUUUUUUUCUUCAUUGAGUGAGACUCUUCUCUUCAUCUACAGUUUCCAUUUUCUUUCCGUCGCGUUUACAUCUCCGUCGAAUUCAACCUUCAAAAGAGAGUACAAAUCACGUCUUAAUUGCUCCGCUGUUUGUUGUACAUAGUAGAGACGAAGAAGUGAAUCAAUCUCACAAGUUUUCGAUUCAAGGAUCGUAAUCGAAUUCUCAAGCUAGAAAGUUUUUUUUAUUCUUCUUCGUUGGAUCGGUUUCUUCGGGGCUUAUUGCGUCUACGAAUUGGUGAGUGAUCUUACCAUAUGGCUGCAAGUUGUGAUGGAAGUCAAUCAGACCAAAGCUCUACGUUCGAGCCAGGGAUCGACAACAUAUACGAAGCAUUCAUCUGUCCGUUAACAAAGCAAGUCAUGCAAGAUCCAGUCACGUUGGAGAACGGCCAGACCUUUGAGCGUGAAGCCAUCGAGAAAUGGUUCAAGGAAUGUGUUCAAAACGGCAAACCUGUGUUAUGUCCCAUAACUUCCAAGCAGCUUAGCAUCACCGAUCUAAGCCCGAGUAUAGCCUUACGCGACACUAUCGAAGAGUGGAGAGCGAGGAAUGAUUGUAUGAAGCUUGACAUUGCUCGUCAGUCGCUCUAUCUAGGUAACUCCGAGGCGAAUAUUUUGCUGGCGUUGAAGAAUGUCAGAGACAUCUGCAGGAACAUACGUUUGAUCAAACGACGUGUCCGGAACCCUCAGCUUGUAAGGUUGGUUACUGACAUGCUGAAAAGUACUAGUCAUGAAGUGAGGUAUAAGGCUUUGCAGACGCUGCGAGUUGUCGUUGAGGGAGAUGAAGAGAGUAAGGCGAUUGUGGCUGAGGGAGACACUGUGCGUACUAUAGUUAAGUUCUUGUCCAAAGAGCCGCGAAGGGGAAGGGAGGCAGCUGUUUCUUUGUUGUUUGAGUUGUCUAAAUCAGAGCUCUUGUGUGAGAAGAUUGGUUCGGUUCAUGGAGCUAUCCUCUUGUUGGUUGGUCUUACAAGCAGCAAGUCGGAGAAUGUUUCAACUGUUGAGAAAGCUGAUUUGACUUUGACGAACUUGGAGAGGUCAGAGGAAAAUGUUAGACAGAUGGCUAGUAAUGGUAGACUCCAGCCUCUUCUAGCUAAACUUCUUGGAGGUUCACUUGAGACAAAAGCAUCCAUGGCAUCUUAUCUUGGAGAGCUUGCCUUAAACAACGAUGUGAAAUUUAAUGUGGCGCAGACCGUUGGUUCUUGUCUUAUCGAUCUCAUGAGAAGCCGUGACAUGCGUGGAGCUGCUUUGGGAGCUCUCAACAAGAUCUCAUCUUUUGAAGGAAGUGCCAAAGUCUUGAUCGGCACAGGACUUCUCCCGCCGCUUAUCAAAGACCUGUUCUACGUUGGGCCGAACCAGCUUCCCAUCCGACUUAAGGAAGUCUCAGCUACCAUUCUUGCCAAUAUAGUCAACAUUGGCUAUGAGUUUGACAAAGUCCCUGUUGGAGCUCAUCACCAAACUCUUGUUUCGGAGGACGUAGUUGAGAACCUACUCCUGCUAAUUAGCAACACCGGUCCGGAGAUCCAGGGGAAGCUCUUGGAGGUUCUUGUUGGACUAACUAGCUGCCCUAACUCGGUUAUAAACGUUGUCUCCGCCAUCAGAAACUCAGGUGCCAUCAUCAGCUUGGUUCAGUUCGUUGAGGUUCAUGAUAAUGAUGAUCUGCGUUUGGCUGCUAUCAAGCUGCUUCAUAACAUUUCACCGCACAUGAGCGAAGAGCUAGCCAGUGUGUUGCGCGGCACUGUUGGACAGCUUAGGAACCUUGUUGGGAUCAUAUCCGAAAGCACAACAACGAUCACUGAGGACCAAGCUGUUGCUGCUGCGCUCUUAGCUGAGCUCCCCGAGAGAGAUUGGGGUCUGACGCAGAGAUUGCUAGGAGACGGUGCUUUCGAGAAAAUCAUCUCCAAGAUUGUUCUUAUUCGCCAAGGUGAGAUCAGGGGGAAACGGUUUGAGAGAACUUUUCUGGAAGGACUUGUUAAGAUACUAGCUAGGAUCACCUUUGCACUCACCAAGGAGGCUCAGGCCGUUUCGUUCUGCCGUGAAAACAAUCUCGCUUCUCUGUUCCUCGAUCUCCUUCAGUCAUACAGUCAAGAUAACAUCCAGAUGGCUUCUGCUAUAGCUUUGGAGAAUCUUUCACUUGAAACCAAGAAUCUGACGGUGAUACCGGAGCUGCCUCCUCCAAGCUACUGUGUCUCCAUUUUUUCAUGUCUGAGCAAACCGCAUGUUGUUCUAGGGAUGUGUAAGAUCCAUCAAGGGAUAUGUUCGCUGAGAGACAGCUUUUGUCUUGUUGAAGGACAAGCGGUGGAUAAACUGGUUGAUCUCUUGGACCAUGAGAACGACAAGGUGGUUGGACCAGCACUUGCGGCUCUCUCGACGCUGUUAGAAGACGGUUUGGAAGUAGAAAACGCGGUGAAGUUGAUCGUUGAAGCAGACGGGUUAACGCCUAUAUUGAACGUUCUGUUGGAGAAUAGGACAGAAAAUUUAAGGAUUCGAGCUGUGUGGAUGGUUGAGAGGAUCUUGCGUAUUGAAGAUAUAGCUAGAGAGCUUGGAGAAGAACAGAACGUGACUGCAGCACUUGUUGAUGCAUUUCAAAACGCUGAUUUUAAAACUAAACAGAUCGCUGAGAACGCGUUAAGACACAUCGAUAAGAUCCCAAACUUCUCUGGUAUAUUUGCACCAACAUUGGCUAAGUGAGUCUUAUAUGCAUAUCCUUGUAAAUGAUUUUUUUGUA
Messenger RNA from Brassica oleracea var. oleracea, 2788 nucleotides. RefSeq names its product U-box domain-containing protein 43. Lineage: Eukaryota; Viridiplantae; Streptophyta; Magnoliopsida; Brassicales; Brassicaceae. The transcript is spliced from 3 exons. The record is from RefSeq and is a predicted model, not a curated record. Gene Ontology annotation, molecular function: ubiquitin-protein transferase activity; protein binding. Gene Ontology annotation, biological process: protein ubiquitination. Bases 322 to 2751 code for a protein of 809 amino acids.